ACCAAUCGCGACAAAGACCAUCUCAAACCGACGCUCGUCAUCAGUCUUGAUAUGUGUAACAGAACCAGGAUUUGCCCGCUCUAGAUUGUAACAGUAAAGUGGUAGUUCUGCGAACGAGUCUCUGCUUGAUCCUUGUAAAAGCUCUAGUGCCAGACUUUUUCCACGCCAAGCUUGACUAGUGGUUAUCUCAACUUGGAAUCUUUGUCUAAAAUCUUUCACUAUUUCUUUACAACGAUAUAUUCUUCCACUGUCUUUUAAAGGUUCUUUUAAAUAAUGAGCAACAACAUUUGGGUUUGCCUGACGAACAUGUGGGUACGUUAGCGUCUUCGAGCACGUGUGUUUAUCGUUAAAACUCUUAACAAAAAACACCCCACUAUCUCCAAAACUCCUUGCACGGAAACGCCAACCGCAACCGCCGACCAAACAUGACACCUGGUACCGACUUUUAGAGGAUCUAUCUACUUUAAACUCAAAGUGUUCUAACAAACAUUUUUUUCCCAAUUCAAGUUUCAUGUCUUCUUUGUUAUUAAAUACGUGACCUGGUUCAAAAGUAAUUGAUGAAGAUCGCGAACAAUUUUCAAAAGAAUUAUCAGGAUUUGGUUGGGAGUCGUUUACAACGUCAUAAUUUUCUUCAUCAGCACAAAAAUUUAAAUCAGGAACUAAAAAUUUUUUUGGAGUUGAAAAACUAGAUGAUCCAACACCAAACCCUUCAAUCACAUAUAAUUUAUAAAUUUCAAAAAUAUUUUCCAUUGCAAAAUUAUAAAAAAUUGCAAGAUCUUCAUCGUUUAUUAUAUCUAUGGGAUCACUAAAGGAAGACAACCGAUAAGAUAACUUCGUAAUGUUUGUAGAACUACAAAUGUUUGACAAUUUACUUAGAAGAGCAGUGUAUGAAAGGUUGGGUUCAAUUUCUAAACCACGUCUACUUGAAUCAGCAUCAGCAACAUACUCCAACUUUCCGUUAACGAUUUCCCACUUUCCGCCAUUGUAUACAACCAAACGAAUCUUCAUAAUUUUAAGUUGGAAACUUCCUUUUACAAAAUGCUAAAUGUUUUUAUAACUUUAAACAAAUCUGUUGCACAAACAAAUAAAAAAAAUAUAGGGAAAAAUUUAUAACGGCCACUCACUAAAUAUAAAGGAUUGAAACGGCCUGAGCCAGCUGAAACGGCUCGAACCGUAUGUUGAAACGGCUCGAGCCAUCUGUAACGGCUUGGAGCCAGCUAAAACGGCUUGGAGCCAGCUAAAACGGCACAAGCAGUUUACGGAAACGGCUCGGAUGACAGCUGUAACGGCUUGGCUAGAUCGUACGGUAACGGCUUGGCUACCUCGUAAGAACGUGGCUUGGCUCGUUGAAGGAACAUGGCUAAGAUCUUUCCACAUGAGCCGGUUGUAACGGCUUGGCUAAGAUCUUUCCACAUUAUCAGCCACGUGUCGUUCACUGCUUGCUUCUCAAGCCGUUACAUGGAUUGUCGGACACGUGUCAAACGGGGAGUGGAUGGCCGUUAAAAAAAAUUCUUGUGCCGUUUCAGGAUAUUGAAACGGCUCGGCAAGGGGUGUCCGGUGGCCAUUUUCGCAAAGACGGCGUUGCAGUGGCCAAUUUGAUGAUUUUCCCAAAUAAUAUUGAGUCUGCUUUUUAAAGAAAACAAAUACAAAUUGACAAUUUUUAUAUUAAUAUAACGCAACACACUCCAGAAUUCAGAUCUGCAACUUAGGAUUCGGUUGUCAUUUAAGCUUCACCUGUUGCAUCUUUUAUGGGGUUUCUAAGUCACUUAUUAAUUUAAAAUACCCAUCACUUCACUUGCAGAGAUAAUGGAAGAAUAGUAUCAAAUCUGAUCAUAUAGUAUAACACCCUCCUCCACCGGCACCGUCCAACCACCGAUCUCCGUCAGUAAAAUGGAAGACACAGAAAGCUGCAGCAACAAUGACGUACACCUCACAUUCUCCGACGACAUCGAUAACACUGUUUCAACUCCUUAUGUCAGUGCUCCGUCGAGUCCCGGCCGUGAACCGCCGUACUACGGCGGAGGAUUCUUCUACAGCGCUCCGGCGAGUCCUAUCCACCACCACACGUCAUCCUGCAUUUCUUCUACUCCUCUAGAAGACGCCGGCGGCUCCUUCGAGUUCGAGUUAACCGCCGAACCAGCUCCGUUGGAAUCCAUGACCUCCGCCGACGAACUCUUCUUGAACGGCCAGAUCCGGCCGAUGAAACUCUCAUCUCACCUUCAACAUCCACAGGAACCAGCUCCGUUAAUCAAUAUUGCCGAACACGACGGUGAUGAAGACCGUACGUACGGUAGAGGUAGAGUUUUUCAGCCGCGAGAUCGACGGAGAAAAGCUAGAUCUAUGUCGCCGUUGAGAAGCAACACCGCUUUUCAAUGGCUGGAAGAAUUCAAUGACGUAAGAGAAUGUACGGAGAUCAACGAAAUCAACGAGAAAUUGACAGCUGAAGAUGAAAAUAAACAGAGAGCAGAUAAUGAACAUGAAAACGAAAACGAAACGACGUCGUCCGGUGCAUCGUCACGGUCGUCCUCCAUCGGCCGGAGCUCGAAACGGUGGAUAUUCUUGAAGGAUUUACUGUACAGAAGCAAAAGCGAAGGACGAAACACCACAAAUCGCAACAGAAACCCUAGGUUUUGGUCUACGUUAUCGUUUUCACCUACCGGUAAGAAACCGUCAGAUCCGGCGACCAGUAAAACCACCGCUGCAGCGGAUGACACCAGCACGGCGGUGGCGGAGGUAGCGCCGGCGAAAACCGCCGUGAAAAAAGCAGUAAACGGCGUAGUUACAAAACCGUCAGAUCCGGCGACCUGUAAGAACGCCGGUGCGGCGGAUGAAAGCAGUACGGCAUCGGUGAAAUCCGCCGUGAAGAAGGCGGUGAACGGCGUCGGAAUGAGUCGGAAACGGAGAGGAGGACGAUCUGCAUCGGCGCAUGAAGUGCAUUAUACUAGAAAUAGAGCACAGGCGGAGGAGUUGAGGAAGAAGACGUACCUGCCGUACCGGCAAGGGUUGUUGGGAUGCUUAGGGUUUAGCUCCAAGAGUUAUGGCGCCAUGAAUGGAUUUGCCAGAGCUCUGAAUCCUGUUUCAUCCAGGUAAUCAAAGGAUGAUUGAUUUGUGUUUAAUUGUAAUCCAUUUAUGUAUAUACGUAUAUUAUUAUGAAUUACAUGUCGUUACUAUUUUGUAUUGUUCAUCGAUUUUUUUUUAA
Molecule: messenger RNA, 3199 nt
Organism: Helianthus annuus (common sunflower)
Lineage: Eukaryota; Viridiplantae; Streptophyta; Magnoliopsida; Asterales; Asteraceae
Exons: 1
Coding region: 1891-3090 (399 amino acids)
Source: RefSeq, a predicted model, not a curated record